This is a messenger RNA of Insectozyma verbasci, 1635 nucleotides long. Lineage: Eukaryota; Fungi; Ascomycota; Pichiomycetes; Serinales; Debaryomycetaceae. The record is from the annotation of a GenBank genome assembly.
AUGAAACUUAAAUCAUCAUUUAAAUAUGUGAUGAUAAUACUAUAUUUAGCAUAUAGAUUGUAUUCUGGAUUUUAUAUGUUUAUAUCCGAUUGUGAUGAAACUUUUAAUUAUUGGGAACCAUUGAAUUUUAUACUACGAGGUUUUGGAAAACAAACAUGGGAAUAUUCACCAAUUUAUUCAAUUAGAUCAUAUGCUUAUUUAAUACCAUACUACUUAAUUUCAAUACUAUCACAGUUAUUAGGUUUUACGCCAUUGCUGAUAUUUUAUAUCGUUAGAAUAAUUGGGUGUAUUGGUUUUACUAUUUAUGCAGAAUUGAAAUUAUAUUUUAGUUUAUUAAAUGUUGAUACAAAUGUAGGUGAUUUAUAUUUGUUUUUGAGUGCUAUUUCACCUGGUUUUACACAUGCUAGUGUUUCAUUGCUACCUAGUUCAUUAGCUAUGCAAACUACAAUACUUGCAACUUCAUACAUUCUAAAGAGUUUCAAAAAAGAAAAGGGCUCAAAUAUUUUGAAGGCUGUUUUUUGGUUAUUUAUUGGUGGUAUUUUAGGUUGGCCAUUUGAAUUAAGUUUAGGAAUACCAAUUGGAAUCUACACAAUUGUUGAAAUAUUAAAUAAGAAAAUUUCUUGGGGUAUGUUAGUUAAAAUUAGUGCUAUUUUAUUUUCAAUUUGUUCAGUUGUGACUAUUAUUGAUUCAUAUUACCUCAAGAAACUAGUCUUUAUCCCGGUGAAUAUUGUAUUGUAUAAUGUAUUUGGUGGAGAAGGUGAAGGUCCAGAAAUUUUUGGAAUCGAACCAUUUUCAUACUAUAUUCAUAACUUAUUACUCAAUUUCCAUAUUAUAUUCCCAAUUUCCAUAGUAGGAAUAUUCAUUAAUCCACUUAUCACUAAUCAUAGAUCAUUCAAUCUUAUAAUAUCAUCUCAAUUACUCAUUUGGAUUGGUAUAUUUUUCUCACAACCACAUAAAGAAGAAAGAUUCAUAUAUCCAAUAUAUGGAUUACUUACAUUAUCUGCAUCAAUAUUCUUAUCCAAAGCAUUCAAGAUCAUCAGAACCGUAUUUAGAAGACUAUACUACCCUUCUAUCUUUAUAUUUAUAGUCACAACUAUGUUAAUUUCAAAUUUACGUAUCUACAAUUUGGUUCAAAAUUACUCAGCACCUUUAAAAACAUUUGCUACAGUCUCAAAUAUAGAAGAUAGUAGACGUCAAGUCCAUUUAUGCAUGGGUAAAGAAUGGUAUCAUUAUACAAAUUCAUUCUUUUUACCAGAUAAUAUGAGAUUACAAUUUGUAAAUAGUGGUUUUGAUGGUUUAUUACCUGGUGAUUUCCAAUCUAGUUAUGAAAUUCCGCCUAAUAUGAACAACAAGAAUCAAUUUGAAAGUGAUAAAGUCAUAGCAUUAAAUCAAUGUGAUUAUUUUGUUGAUAAUUCACAAGAUCAAAGUCAACCACAAUUAUUAAAUUCUAAAUUAAAAACUGAUCAUGACUGGGAGAUCAUUGAUUGUCAUAAGAUAUUAAAUCCAAAUGGGAACAAUGGAUUAAUGGCUAAAUUAAUUUAUAUUCCUGAGUUUUUGAGAGGUUUUGUUGGUUAUAGAUUGGAGUUUAUGAAUUUUUGUUUAUUGAAGAGAAAGAUAGAUAGGGAAGUUUUAUAA